AUGGAGAACUACAAGAAAUCUCCAUUGAAGCCAUGGAAGAAAGGUCCAACAAGAGGCAAAGGUGGACCUUUGAACGCCUCGUGCGAGUACCGGGGAGUUAGACAAAGGACUUGGGGGAAAUGGGUUGCUGAAAUCAGAGAGCCAAAGAAGAGAACCAGACUCUGGUUAGGCUCUUUCUCCACGGCAGAAGAAGCUGCCAUGGCCUAUGAUGAGGCUGCAAGGAGACUAUAUGGCCCAGAUGCUUAUCUCAACCUUCCUCACCUUUAUCAAGCAAACUCCAGUAACCAUACAAUGAAAUCUCAAAAGUUCAAAUGGCUUCCUUCCAAGAAUUUCAUGUCCAUGUUUCCCUCUUGUGGUUUGCUCAACAUAAACGCGCAGCCUAGUGUUCAUGUCAUUCAUCAGAGGCUCCAAGAACUCAAGCAAAAUGCAGCGCUUAGUCAAACUCCAACUCCUAAUUCUAGUUCAUCUUCAUCUAGUGAUACAAAAUCUGAAGCUCAAAUCAAUACUGGGGACAAAACCCAAGAAGAGAAUAUGUCAGAGAAGGAGAAAGAGAUGGAGUUUCUAUCAGAAAAGAUUGCGAAGAGCCGUGAUGAUGAGAAGCCUCAGAUCGAUCUCCAUGAGUUUCUUGAGCAGAUAGGAGUGAUGAAAGGAGAGAGAGAUCAAUCAGAAGAGACUGAUGAUCAUGGUAUGGGAAAGCAUAUGGCUCAAGAUCAAACCUCAUUUGAAGAACUUCAUGAUCAUGCUCAUGAGCUUGGAGCUUUUACUGACAAGAAUUUCAACUGGGAUGCCUUGUUUGAGAUGCAUGGGAUAGCUGCAGAUCAUCAUGGAGCAGAAGUUGGUAGCUUUCAAGUUUGUGAUGUUAAUGAAGAGCUGACUUUUCCUGCUUCCAUUUGGAACUUCUGA
This is a messenger RNA of Humulus lupulus (European hop), 903 nucleotides long. Its product is annotated as dehydration-responsive element-binding protein 2F. Bases 1 to 903 code for a protein of 300 amino acids. NCBI's taxonomy places the organism in Eukaryota, Viridiplantae, Streptophyta, Magnoliopsida, Rosales, Cannabaceae. The transcript has a single exon. Gene Ontology annotation, molecular function: DNA-binding transcription factor activity; transcription cis-regulatory region binding. Gene Ontology annotation, biological process: response to stress; positive regulation of DNA-templated transcription. Gene Ontology annotation, cellular component: nucleus. The record is from RefSeq and is a predicted model, not a curated record.